AUGAAAGAUACACUCCUUAAUUCCUCCAUGUUGAUUUACGUCUACCACGCCCCCACCACCAAUCUGGAUUCACUUCUACCACGCCCCCGCCACCAAUCUGGAUUUACGUCUACCACACCCCCACCACCAAUCUGGAUUUACUUCUAUCACGCCCCCGCCACCAAUCUGGAUUUACUUCUACCACGCCCCCACCACCAAUCUGGAUUCACUUCUACCACGCCCCCGCCACCAAUCUGGAUUUACGUCUACCACGCCCCCACCACCAAUCUGGAUUCACUUCUACCACGCCCCCACCACCAAACUGGAUUCACUUCUACCACGCCCCCACCACCAAUCUGGAUUUACUUCUACCACGCCCCCACCACCAAUCUGGAUUCACUUCUACCACGCCGCCGCCACCAAUCUGGAUUUACGCCUACCACGGCCCCACCACCAAUCUGGAUUUACUUCUACCACGUCCCCACCACCAAUCUGGAUUCACUUCUACCACGCCCCCACCACCAAUCUGGAUUUACGUCUGCCACGCCCCCACCACCAAUCUGGAUUCACUUGUAA
Molecule: messenger RNA, 555 nt
Organism: Gigantopelta aegis
Lineage: Eukaryota; Metazoa; Mollusca; Gastropoda; Neomphalida; Peltospiridae
Product: extensin-like
Exons: 1
Coding region: 1-555 (184 amino acids)
Source: RefSeq, a predicted model, not a curated record